Aspergillus candidus is the source of this 639-nucleotide messenger RNA. RefSeq lists its product as uncharacterized. The transcript has a single exon. Lineage: Eukaryota; Fungi; Ascomycota; Eurotiomycetes; Eurotiales; Aspergillaceae. The record is from RefSeq and is a predicted model, not a curated record. Bases 234 to 557 code for a protein of 107 amino acids.
UACAUACGAGGUCGCUCAGCUUAUAGGUACAGUAGUGGUCCUACCUUGACCGAUUUGUCGGGAAAUGACGCGUCUGGGUUGGUGGGAAGAAUCAGGCACACAUCACGUGUACAUGACGUCUGCAUUAUACCGGGAUCCAAGGCACGAGAUUAGUAGAUAGCUGACCCAGUUGCCAUGUAGAUAUAGAAAUUGUACAGAGAUAUUCAUCUUCAAAUACCCGCUCUCCAGGACGGAUGGUCGCAAAUAACAUUGCGGAGUUGUGGAGACAGAAUCCGUUGACCUUAUCAAUAGAACUAACCGCGGUGGGAAAGCAACGGAUGCCCCAGGCUACACACAUGGUGACCGCCCCCAGUCGAACUCUCCGUCUCCGCCCUCGUCAUCGCCCCAUCGAUCUACUCUCUCAGCCACUGCCACGACACUUCCCUCUCACCAACCUCUCUUCCCCUCUCUAUCUCCAUUUCUUUCGCGCGCGCUCUCUCUCUCUCUCUUUCUUCUAUUCUUCUUGCUCUUUUUGUUUUCACGGUCCGUCUGUGAUCUUUCCUUUCUUCCGCGGCUAAAACUCCACGUUAUCCCCGACGUUCCCCAGUCGAGCUCUCAGCUCCGCUGCCAGAUAGACCAUCCACCCAUGACGGAUCUUCG